AUGGCAUCUUAUAAAGAAACAGUAUCAGCUGCCUUACAACAGCGCGAUAUCGGCCUUGGCAAGGUCGAACCAAAGCUACAGGGCAUCCCCAAUGAGCUGCCUCUUAGCUCCCAAAGCCUUCCUCAAGGUGUAUUGACUGCACGCGAGAUUGAGAUCACAGAAAAGUACUCGGUGAUCGAGCUGCUCGAAGUCCUCCGUAAGCGAGAGAUCAAGGUUGAGGAGGUUACCCGUGCAUUCUUGCGGAGAGCUGCUCUCGCACAGGUUGCUACCAACUGUUUAGUUGAGCUUAUGUGGGAUCAAGCUAUUGAGCGAGCCAAGUAUCUCGAUUCGCUACCGGAACCCAAGGGAAAGCUCUUCGGUCUUCCCAUUUCAACCAAGGAACAUCAUGGCAUGGUUGGCGAGAACGUCUCAACUCACGCCUCAUUCGUUGCGUGGAUAGGCAAAGCUCAUGGCUCCAACCUUUUAUAUGACCACUUGUAUGAUGAAGGCUGCGUCUUCUACGUGCGGACUACUCAACCUCAAACUAUCAUGCACCUUGAGACCAUUAGCAACAUUUACGGACGAACAGUCAACCCGUAUAACCGUGAUUUGACGGCUGGUGGCAGCAGUGGUGGUGAGGGAGCUUUGCUCGGUUUCCGUGGAAGCAUCUUGGGUAUUGGUGGUGAUAUUGGUGGCAGCGUCCGUUGCCCAGCUGCCCACAACGGAAUCUACGCUUUCAAACCAACUCUCAAGCGAAUCUCAGUCAUGGGCGCCCGAUCGAUCAUGGCCGGAAAAGAGACCGUUUCCUCAACACCUGGACCGAUGACAGUUGACCGCGAGUCCCUCGAACUGUUUAUGGAAAUUGCCUUGUCAAAGAAGCCUUGGCUCAUUGACCCUUCCCUUACAGCCAAGCCAUGGACUCCUUACAAAUUCGACAGACCUCUAAAGGUUGCGGUUCAGUGGUGGGACGGUGUUGUCCAGCCCCAUCCUCCCAUGACAAGAGCUCUGGAGGAGGUUGCAGAAGCCUGCCGCAAAGCUGGUAUGGAAGUCGUAGACUGGGACUGUGAGCCUUUGGAUCACAAGAAGGGAUGGGAGAUUCUAUCAGCAUUAUACUGGCCUGAUGGAGGCAAGGAGGCCCUUGAGCUCAUGGAAGCCGCUGGAGAGCCUGUCCUUCCUUUGACGAAGUUCAUCAUUCAAGAGCAGCCCAGCGUGAAGGAUUUGACGAUGCAUGAGCUUUGGGAGCUGUGCACCAAGCGCGAUGAUUAUAGGGCAGCAUAUGCUCGAGCGUGGUCAUACACAAGCAAGAACGACGGAAGAGAAGUUGAUGUGAUUCUGUGCCCGCCAUUCCCCGGUGCCGCAGCACCUCACGAUCAGUCACGAUACUGGGGCUACACUUCUCACUGGAACCUGCUUGACUAUCCCGCUGCAGUCUUCCCAGUAACAACAGUCGACCCUGAGAAGGACCCCAAGGAUGUAGACUACGUCCCCAAGAACGAUGACGACAAGUUCAACUAUGACCUGUACAGCCCUGAGAAAUACGCUGGUAUGCCUAUCAACCUACAAGUUGUUGGACGAAGGCAGUACGAUGAGAAGGUACUUGCUGCGCUCAAAGAGAUUGAGCACGCCAUGGGUAGAAAGUGA
Messenger RNA from Fusarium subglutinans, 1620 nucleotides. RefSeq names its product general amidase. The transcript is spliced from 6 exons. The coding region runs from base 1 to 1620 and encodes 539 amino acids. The record is from RefSeq and is a predicted model, not a curated record. NCBI's taxonomy places the organism in Eukaryota, Fungi, Ascomycota, Sordariomycetes, Hypocreales, Nectriaceae.